CACAUGCUGGGGCAAUUAAUUAGGGUAUAUAGAUGCGCAGUCGGAAGCUGAGAGUUGCAGGUUUCUAUUCAAUGUGCAGCAGUUGCUUGGAUCUGAGGCGCCAGAAUCCUCAUCAUGGUUGGGAUUGUACCAAAGAACGAGGCCCACGGGGUGGACUUCUGUGGAGUUGAUAAAUAUUACUACAUCGUUAGAUCUGAUCUGAACUGUUACAUGAGAUCAACAAAUUUCAAUAAGGGAGAAGAUCUCGAUAUUUUUACCCUCCACCCCUCGUGUAGAGAUGGGGACCAUUACCUGGCCCAUGAAGAUGAUUUCUUCUACAUCAUUAAGGGCACCAGCUACCGCCGGGUCACUAAUAUGAAUAAAGAUGAUGAUGCAGUCGUCUACUCUCUCCAUCCCAACUGCCAGGGGGGAGACCAUUAUCUGUCGGCUUUCGGCAAUUACUACAUCAUCUACCAGAGCCGAGGUGUCUAUCGUCGCACCAAAAACAUGAACAAGGAUGAAGACAGUGUAGAAUAUACUCUCCAUCCAAACUGUAAGAAUGGGCUGUACUAUUUUGGAACAAAAGACUACUACUACUUUGUGAAGCCCCAUGAUGAGUGGGGGCUUCAAUACUACAAAACCACCAAUUUCCACAACGAUGAAGAUAGCCAGACAUUUUCUUUUCAUCCCUCUGUCAUCAACUUUCUCCCAGGGGGCUUGGCCAUCACCAAAGGUCCAUCGUUUGGCACGUGGGAGUGCAUCAAAACCAUUUCCAAUGAUUCUGAUACUCCGGUAACCUGGACCAAGAAGAUCACCAAGAAGGUCGGCUAUGAGAAAGAGAAGAUGUCCAGUAUAGAGCACAACUGGAAAAUAUCCCUUGAAGCCAGCAUGGAAACUGGGGGGUUGUCCGCUCUAAUUGCAAAGGCACAGUUCUCCCUCAAAACUGAAUACGGAGGAUCCUCGGUCAAUACGGAGAGAGAGAACUGGACCGAGGCUACUGAGGUGGAAGAAUCGAUGACCAUCACGUUGGAACCCAAGAAGUCUAUGUACAUCUGGCAGUACCAACUGGGUUUAGGAAGUGAAUCUGUGCUGCACUGCCGUGAUACCAAGUUCAAGGAUGAAUCCACCCCACCCACUGAUAAUCCCCUGCCGCCAUCUUAACACCAGUGCUUGGCCCUUAUCCCCUCGUAAUAAUGGUGCUAAAUCUGCCGUAAUGCUCGUAGUGCCAGACACACCAGUAACUGCUACAAAAACUCCCUAAUGUAAUGCUGCUCAUAGUCAUUACAACCGGGGUCCAUUGGCAUUUGCCCCCCUAGGACCCUUAUAAUUGUAAGACCUCCUGCAAUAAAUCAGAUUCCAAGCAUUAAUA
This is a messenger RNA of Xenopus tropicalis (tropical clawed frog), 1348 nucleotides long. RefSeq lists its product as uncharacterized. Lineage: Eukaryota; Metazoa; Chordata; Amphibia; Anura; Pipidae. Bases 115 to 1140 code for a protein of 341 amino acids. The record is from RefSeq and is a predicted model, not a curated record. The transcript is spliced from 2 exons.